UGAUCCAGUAAAGAACUUGAGCUUCUGCCUCCAAUGUUCCUCAUUCUUCGCUAGUGUUCUGCAGACUGUAGCCUCACUGGUUCCCUGCCUCAUACCUGACUGUCACUUCGUGUCAGGCUGGCAUUUUGGAGCCUAUUAAAAUUUGCAGAAUGUUUGGUAAACUCUAUAGUAUUGUGGAAAGGACUCUCCCCUAGAAGCCCUGCUGAAGGAUGGUGAGACUUUGGGUAAAUACUUAACAUUUUGUAAAAGGGACAUUAUUAAACUGCCGGAAGACAUGUAACUAAAUGGUAGUUGUAUUUCAUCUCUGAGAUAAGGAUUUUCGAUGGCUGACUUCCCAUUCCUCAGCUUGCCACUAUUUUCUGUUAAAAUACGGCUUUUGCUUCUAUAUGUCCUCCAGGUGAAAGAGUUAUGGACCCUAGGUUGUGACAACUGAUUAAAGGUGAGCAUCGAGACAGGGCCCAAAGGUGUCUUUAGAACAGUGUUUUCCAAGUUUGCUUGACCCUAAGAACCUCCAAGGAUGUUUGUUAAAAAUAUAAAUCUGCAGUCUCCACUCCAGACGCCAAGAAUCAAUUCUCUGGGGGUAGAGCCUGAGUAGGCAUUUCAUCUAGUUCCUGAGUGAUUCCUGUGCUCUAACGGAAGUUAGAAAUUGAGCAUAAUAGCUGCUCAAUAUAGGAACAGGUAUCUGUUCUAAUAAACCAUUUACUUUUUCUUCCUGGAGUUUCACAUAUUAGCUAAGGUCCACAACCCCAGAGUUCAAAAGAUUGAAGAAUUUUUGCAAGAAAAACAAAAUGAACAUUUACUGCAUUGUACCUAGAUGGCCUUUCAGUUUCUGAUACUUAGUUUUAUGUAAUCCUUAAAUGUGUUAAUAGCAAAUGGAGAUUUCUUUUUAGCUUAUUUGAGAAUCUGUGCAGUGGGGGAUUCUACAGUGGGACUUUGAGAGCAUUGUUCUUGGGGUCUAUGCCCUGCACUACGUUUUAGGGGAGAUGGUGAAAUAAGAGAUUUUGUUAAUUAAGUCACUAAGUUUCUUAGUGGACAAUCUAAUGUCUGCUUUAUACUAAAUUUCUCUCAUGGCAAGCUUAUAUGUUUGUGAUGAUUUUGUUUUUAAUUUUAAUUUUGAAUAUGUGGCCUUUGAUUCUGAAGGUUACAUUUGUAAAAGGAAUGUUGCCCUGUACUGAACCAUAAUACUUACUGCUUGAUACAGAAUAUAAAUGCCUUUUAUCCUGUCGCAUGGUGUCAUGAGGACAUGUAAUUAUAUAUUUUUUAAUUCUUCUAAUAAUUUUUUUCACACUACUAAGUCACUGUUAAGUGAAUCCCAUGAUACCGUAUUCAACUCAUUUUGGUUAAUGAUUCAUAUGAAAUAAUUUUUACUUAGUUAAUCCAGAAAAUAGGCCCCAGGACAUUAGCUAUCACAUCUUUCUUUUUUCCUCUAAGAAGCAUAAGUAUGACAUAAGUUAUGGCUGAUUAAAAAAAAAAAUGCACUUUAAUUUCCUGUUGCAAAACAUGGUUCUGUGUAUUUAAUAGAUUUGGAAAUUACAAAAAAUAUAUAAAGAAGAAAGUCAUCCACAGUGCCAACCUCGAGUACCCCUCUGUUUACUUUUUGCUUUACUUUAUUCCAGCCUUUAAUAAGCCUGGUUCUUCCUUUUUAUAAACAGUGACCUGACCAGUAAAACUUGAUCCUGUACAUUUUACUCAUUUUGUUUGAUAUCAGGUCAUCUGAAGGAGGGACAGAAUAGGCUUUAGGAUACCUUUGGAGGGUUAUUAUGGUGAAAUAAUUUAAUGCAGUUUACACAGCCAUUUUCAUGGGCACUUUCAGUCAGGAAGUCAGUUAUUUAAUAAGGGUAUAUUUUGUUCUCUCAUUGCUUUAGAUUUAGACCAUUACUGGUCUCUUGGUUCUUUCCCUUCCUUUCUGAUUUUAUAGUCACCAUCUGGACUGAGCCCAUCCUUGGACAUUUCAACCCUGGGGGCUAGAGCUAAUCAGUCUCCUUACUUCAUUUUCUCCCCAUUUCAAUCCAUUCUAAAUGGAGUUACCAGGAAUGUUCUCAUGUUAUUUUCAUAAAACUCACAGUGGCUUAGAUGGUUUUAGACUUUCAGGAUACUUCACCAGCUAGCUAUUUUCAGGGUGCUUCACUGACGUAUUUUGUUACUUGCUGUUGUAAUCUGUGCUCUAGCCAGGAGACCCUGUACACAACAUUCUCUUCCCUCUACCUCUACUUGGGUGUUUUCUUCACCCACAGUUCUCUUCCCUCUUCUCUCUGGCAUUUCAUGUUCUUGUUUUCUUCUAAACCUUGACAUAUUCCAGGAAACCUUCCUCUUUGGCUUGCUGUACAUCCUGUUAGUGUGUUAUCUUUUUAUGUUGGUCCAAUGUUAGUUUUCAAAUGAUCCUAAGCCUUUUUUACUCAACUAAUUAGUAUCAGGGACCUGCCAUCUACAGUUGAUCUUCAUUAUCCAUAGAUUCUGUAUUUCCAAAUUUGCCUAGUUGCUAAAAUGUGUCUGUAACACUAAAAUCAAUACUCACGGCACUUUCGUGGUGAGUUUUAGACGUGUGGAGCAGCGAAAAAUUUCCAGAGCCUGACAUGCACAUUUCCCGCUGAAGUGAAACAAGGCGAUGCUCUGCCUGGUUUCACCUUUCCUACUGCACUUUCAUUCUAUAAAUUAGUGUCCUCUGCACAGUAUAUUUAGUGCCAUGUUUUCCACAUUUUUGUGCUUUUUAAAGUGAUUUCACUGUUUAAAUUGGUGCCCAAAUGUAGUGCUGCAGUACUGUCCAGUGUGACUGAGCACAAGAAGGCUGUAAUGUGGCUUUCAGGGAAAAUACGUGUGUUAGACAUGCUUCAUUCAGGUGUGAGUUACAAGGUUGUUGGCUAUGAAUUCAGUGUUAACGAGUCAACAAUAUAUAUUAAAGUGUCUUUCAACAUAAACACACAUAAAACAAAGUUAUAUAUUGAUUGGUUGAUAAGAAUGUGAUGAGAAGCUCACAGGAACCUAACUCUGUAUUUCCCCUAGGAGUAUUGUUUCACAGAGACUUUAUAGAAUAUAACUUCAUGAAUAAUGAGAAUUGACUGUAUUUUGUUUUCCCCCAUAGUGCCCUGUAUUGGAGUAGAAACCUUCAUCAGUUUAACUUAGACCAAUCCAGACAUUUGUGUUCGUGUAUUGGGAAACUGAGGCUCUGGUGGGAAGGUGUUUGCUGCCGCGCCCAGGCUUUCAGUCCAGUGUGAGGCUGUUGGAGCGAGAGAGCAAAGGUAAAGAAUGAUGUAAUGCAGUGGCUGCCCCAAAGCAUCUUUUGUUGUGGAAUGGUUAUUCCAGUCAUCUCUUUAUGAAUCAAAUGUGAGGGGCUGCUUUGUGGAAGGAGUCCUUUGCAAGAACCGGCACAUCAACAGGAAAGAGAAAGAGACAUUCACUUGGAGGGCUCUUGCUGAAAAUGGGUUUAACUCUCCUUUUGCCAGUCACCGCCAGCCUGACCUCAUGCGUUUUUAGUACAAUGGAGUGGCUGAGCCUGUGAGCACACCACCAUUACAUCAUCGUGGCAAAUUAAAGAAGGAGGUGGGAAAAGAGGACUUAUUGUUGUCAUGGCCCAUGAGAUCAUUGGAACUCAAAUUGUUACCGAGAGGUUGGUGGCUCUGCUGGAAAGUGGAACGGAAAAAGUGCUGCUAAUUGAUAGCCGCCCUUUUGUGGAAUACAAUACAUCCCACAUUUUGGAAGCCAUUAAUAUCAACUGCUCCAAGCUCAUGAAGCGAAGAUUGCAACAGGACAAAGUGUUAAUUACUGAACUCAUCCAGCAUUCAGCAAAACAUAAGGUUGACAUCGAUUGCAGUCAGAAGGUUGUAGUUUAUGAUCAGAGCUCCCAAGAUGUUGCCUCUCUGUCUUCAGACUGUUUUCUCACUGUACUUCUGGGUAAACUGGAAAAGAGCUUCAACUCUGUUCACCUGCUUGCAGGUGGGUUUGCUGAGUUCUCCCGUUGUUUCCCUGGCCUCUGUGAAGGAAAAUCCACUCUAGUCCCUACCUGCAUUUCUCAACCCUGCCUACCUGUUGCCAACAUUGGGCCAACCCGAAUUCUUCCCAAUCUUUAUCUUGGUUGCCAGCGAGAUGUCCUCAACAAGGAGCUGAUGCAGCAGAAUGGGAUUAGUUAUGUGUUAAAUGCCAGCAAUACCUGUCCAAAGCCUGACUUUAUCCCUGAGUCUCAUUUCCUGCGAGUACCUGUGAACGAUAGUUUUUGUGAGAAAAUUUUGCCAUGGUUGGACAAAUCAGUAGAUUUCAUUGAGAAAGCAAAAGCCUCCAAUGGAUGUGUCCUAGUGCACUGCUUAGCUGGGAUCUCACGCUCUGCCACCAUCGCGAUUGCCUACAUCAUGAAGAGGAUGGAUAUGUCUUUAGAUGAAGCUUACAGAUUUGUUAAAGAAAAAAGACCUACUAUAUCUCCAAACUUCAAUUUUCUGGGCCAACUCUUAGACUACGAGAAGAAGAUUAAGAACCAGAUGGGAGCAUCAGGGCCAAAAAGCAAACUCAAGCUGCUGCACAUGGAGAAGCCAAAUGAACCUGUCCCUGCUGUUUCAGAGGGUGGACAGAAAAGUGAGAUGUCCCUCGGCCCACCCUGUGCCAACUCUGCUACCUCAGAGGCAGCAGGGCAAAGGCCUCUGCAUCCUGCCAGUCUACCUAGCAGACAGCCAUCACUGCUGGAAGACAGUCCGCUGGUCCAGGCGCUCAAUGGGCUCCACCUGUCCUCAGACAAGCUGGAAGACAGCAAUAAGCUCAAGCGUUCCUUCUCUCUGGAUAUCAAAUCAGUUUCGUACUCAGCCAGUAUGGCAGCAUCUUUGCAUGGUUUCUCCUCAUCAGAGGAUGCUUUGGAAUACUACAAACCUUCCAGUGCUCUGGAUGGGACCAACAAGCUAUGCCAGUUUUCCCCAGUUCAGGAAGUGUCAGAGCAGACUCCAGAAACCAGCCCAGAUAAGGAGGAAGCCAAUAUCCCCAAGAUGCCCCAGACUAGCAGGCCUUCAGACAGCCAGAGCAAGCGAUUACACACAGUAAGAACCAGCAACAGCAGUACCACCCAAAGGUCCCUCUUAUCUCCAUUACAUCGAAGUGGGAGUGUGGAGGAUAACUACCACACCAACUUCCUUUUUGGCCUUUCUACCAGCCAGCAACACCUUGCGAAGUCUGCGGCUGGCCUGGGUCUCAAGGGCUGGCACUCAGAUAUCUUGGCUCCCCAGACUUCUACCCCUUCCUUGGCCAAUAGCUGGUAUUUUGCCACCGAGUCCUCUCACUUCUACUCUGCCUCAGCCAUCUACGGAGGCAGUGCCAGUUACUCUGCCUACAGCUGUAGCCAGCUGCCCACUUGCAGCGACCAGGUCUAUUCUGUGCGCCGGCGGCAGAAGCCAAGUGACAGAGCUGACUCCCGGCGAAGCUGGCAUGAAGAGAGCCCCUUUGAAAAGCAGUUUAAACGUAGAAGCUGCCAGAUGGAAUUUGGAGAGAGCAUAAUGUCAGAGAACAGGUCGCGGGAAGAACUGGGGAAAGUGGGCAGUCAGUCUAGCUUUUCAGGCAGCAUGGAAAUCAUUGAGGUCUCCUGAGAAGAGAGACACUUGUGAUUUCUAUUCAGAACAUUUUUUUCUUGUUCACAAGAAUAUUCCCUGUAAAUCUGAAAUAUAUAUAUGUAUAUACAUAUAUAUUUUUGGAAAAUGGAGCUACGGUGUAAAAGGAAAAUAUGGAUCAACAGAGCUCUCUCUUGACAUCGGCAUCUGGGAGAUCAGCUAACAUUUCUCUCAACAACAGUGGAAGGGCAGAUGCUAGAUUUCCCCCGACAGGUGAAGCAAUUUUAUGCAACGAAUUGCACAUCCUCUUGUUCUUACACAAGCAAGUUUUAUUUGGCGUUAAGAGGACAAAAUCCACUACCAUUUUCAUGUUGUGCUACAAAGAGAUCUCAACUACUAGUCUUUGUCCAGUCCCUUCCAUAGUGCACCUUAGCGCUGAGACUGAGCCAGCUUGUGGGUCAGGUGGGUAGACCCUGUUAGGGACAGAAACCUAAUAGCAAAUCCAGAAGAAAUGAGCACACCAGAGGCUGAUUCACCAAUUCACACUCACCUAACAGCUGAGUGGCACUCGGCUCAUUCUGCUGGACAGACUGUUAGGGGACUUGCCAAGAUCUACUUUAGAGCAAACCCAGUACCUCAGACAGUAAAGAUGGGGCUUUCACCACUACCCACGUCUGGUAGCCCGUUUUCUAAACCUUGUAAAUAGGUUGGUAGCUAGUCACACUCUUCAAACCAAUUCAGACCAUCUGUACACAGAUUUCCAGGUGGGCCUGGAUGGAGGUAACUAAUUUUUUCUUCUCAGCUUUAUGAAGAAAGAGAAAGGAAGCCUUUUAAGAUUCAAUUUAACAGCCGGGAAUCUGGCAGCAUAAUGGUUUAAGCUAAACUUGGGAGGCUAAACAAGUCUCGCUCUCUUUCUCUUCAUAAAUCAAAGAAUUGUUUAAAAUGGGAUUGUUAAUCCUUUAAAGAUUAACUUGGUUUAGAGCCAAAUGUGAAUUUAUUAGGGUUGGUAGCAGAAGAGCAGCACCUUCAAAUUCUCAGCCAAAGUAGAUGUUUUCCAUUUGUUUCACUGUAUGGAUACAUUCUGUAAAAACUCAACAUUAAGGCAGAAUUUUAUAGGAAACUACCAAGAGGGAGAAAAACUGUGGAGAUUAGGGAAGAUAAAACUCCUGAGGACAAGUAGGAAAUUACUUUCUCAAUGGUUUUCCCCACCUUGGCAUGCAAUGAGGGUGGUAUUUCUAUAACUUCCUCAGAUUUUCAAGUUUCUUGAUGGGGCUGAGAGGGGCUUUAGUAAGCAGUGAAUGUUCAGAAUAAAAUAGCUGGUAGAGGAAGGUGAGGAAAAGGCUUGUGAAUUUUGUUUAGUUGCUAGUAGCAUGGAAAGCCAUAGCCAUGCUAUUCUCAAAAGUUAUCUCCAGCACUUUUAGUAGAAGGUGCACAUCAAAAUGGAGUGAGAGUGAGGUGGUCUCUCAGCCCUUGAGCUACAAUCACUGCAUGGAAUCAAUCCUGGCAGCUGAGACUAUGAGGUGAUUAGAACAAGUAUACAAGUGGUAGGACAUAUCUGCUUUUAAAUUCCCUGGCUCGAGUUUUAUCAAUUACAGUAGGGUCCUCUUUUGAAGGCUUAAUUCAUGUCAGCAGCUUUUUUUUUUUUUUUUUUUUUUUGAGGGGGUGGGUGUCAUAAUUGUUCUUUCCUUUACUGUAAGUGUAGGUAGUUGCUGACUCAUAUCUCAGGUUUUUCUGUGAGAAAUGGACAGUCCUUUGACUAGGAUGUGACUUACUGUUUCUAUGGCGACUGCUAAAACCAGCAAAGAAUGACGUUUCAAAACUGCCUAACUUAACCAUGAGGAUUCUUGAGCAUCACAGACAUAAUUGGUUAUGCUCAAAUAAUGUGCUGAGUAUAAAAUGAAGGCAGCAAGCCAUAUCUGUUAAAUGAUGAGUUAGUUUUUAUAUAAAGAGUUGCUGAAAAUUUUAAUCUUUGAUAUAAUCAGACAUUCUCAAGGGUUUACACAGUAAUUUUUGAUGUGUUAUUUAUGCACACACCAAAUAUGUAACAGCUCACUGCUUCCAGAGUCUGGUCACAACUGUGAAAUGUCUUUAAGAAACGAAAGCAAUAGCUCUAAUGUUAAGUAUGUCUCUGGAGGAUACGGGGGCUUGGUUUUUGAUAAGAGAUGUAUCGGUAGAAACUUGCCUUCCAUCAUGUGGGGUUUCUCUUGGCCAUGGUCACCUUCCUUCCUGUAACUGUGAUGCAGUGUACACUACAACCUGGUCACUAAUGUCAAAUAAUCAGUUCUUGGAUUAAGGCUCCCAUCUCAAGGGGCAGCCCUGGAGCUGUGUGGCUGGCUCUCUUCAGCAUGCAGUCAUAGGGGAAGCCCUGGAGUCUACUGGCAUGACAAAGCAUGCUGAUUUUCAAGAGCAAAACUAGAUUUCUAUGUGAGAAAUGCUGGAAAAUGGUUUAGUAAAUUUGUAAAGUUAGGUGGAAGGACUGUAUAAAUGUUUAAUAUGAAUAUAGUGUUCUUUUGGUGUAAGACAAGCUGUUGAAUGGUUAAAUUGUGUGUUUCUCAUUCUGAUGUGUCAUAUGUUAAUAUGAUGAAAUAAAAGCAAAACUGGUACCUGUUUAUACACAAAUCUGAGAAAGAACCUCUCUGUGCAGCUAAUAAAAUCGGGAACAAUGUCCAAGUUGCCAAAGAAGGCAGUAGUGGAACCCGCCCUGCCCAUCUCACAUAAAAGAGUAUUUAGCUCAAAAUAAAGUGGUGUCAUCAGAU
This is a messenger RNA of Choloepus didactylus (southern two-toed sloth), 8272 nucleotides long. RefSeq names its product dual specificity phosphatase 16 (gene DUSP16). Gene Ontology annotation, biological process: protein dephosphorylation; negative regulation of MAPK cascade. Gene Ontology annotation, cellular component: nucleus; cytoplasm. NCBI's taxonomy places the organism in Eukaryota, Metazoa, Chordata, Mammalia, Pilosa, Megalonychidae. The transcript is spliced from 8 exons. Gene Ontology annotation, molecular function: MAP kinase tyrosine/serine/threonine phosphatase activity; protein tyrosine/threonine phosphatase activity. Bases 3564 to 5555 code for a protein of 663 amino acids. The record is from RefSeq and is a predicted model, not a curated record.